Molecule: messenger RNA, 1233 nt
Organism: Truncatella angustata
Lineage: Eukaryota; Fungi; Ascomycota; Sordariomycetes; Amphisphaeriales; Sporocadaceae
Exons: 1
Coding region: 1-1233 (410 amino acids)
Biological process (GO): protein phosphorylation
Molecular function (GO): protein kinase activity; ATP binding
Source: RefSeq, a predicted model, not a curated record
AUGCUAUUUUCAGCAGACCGUUUUGAAAUCGCAGGGGACUUCCUCAUUCCAAGAUCUGGGUCAGAAUGGGAGGGAACUCAUGGCAGCUACAUUUUGGAUUGGGAUACAAGACGGUGGUACUUACUUAUUGCACCAACAGAGUGCAUGCCGGUACAUGGUACAACAGAUGAUGAUGUGGAGGAGGGGAACGAUGCGAUAGACAUCCUCGGAAAGUUCUUCGAUGUCCUAUCACCGGACGCAUAUUCCAUCACAGUCGACGCGCGAGGACUCCUCCAAUCCAUCUCACCUGGCGGAAAAGCACGCCCUAGUCAGAUGCAUCAUACAAUACCUUUUAAAUCUGCUCCCCACUUGGAAAAGUGCCUUACAGUCCACUUCAGCCAGCUGGUUGAGACGGAUCGUAUAGCCCCUGGUGUCGAUCGCGUUUUCCCGCAAGGACAAGAACACUUAGACUAUGUCUUCAAAUAUGGACUCACACUUAUGAAAGACCGCUUUAUUUGGAAAGAGGUGAGCAUUUUGAGUAUGCUUCCAAAGCACCGGCAUAUCUUGGCCUUGGAACAUGUCGUGUUGAGCGAUGAGCCCGAGCCAUGUAUCCUAGGGUUCACCUCUAGAUUCAUUGCGGGCGGAGACCUCAACAAUAAUCCACGGCCGUUCAAACUCAAAUGGCUACAACAACUGACUGAAACCCUUGACUUCCUCAACCUAGAGCUUGGCAUAGUCAACAGAGAUAUCAGCGCUAAGAACCUUCUCAUUGAUGAAGUAACGGACGAUAUUAUACUAUUUGAUUUCGGCAUUGCCUGUACGACCGCACAGGUAGAAUGGCGCAACGACGAUGUAGAUGAUGCGGUCAUUACUCUGUAUGAGAUUAUCACACAUGACGAUUCAGUGCGACAACAUUAUGCCUAUAAUGGCGAGAUCUCUGCGGCCGAGAUAAUUUUUGACAAGCCGACGUGGCUAGUGAAAGGUGAACUCGCAUGCGAGGUUUCAUUCCUAAGGAAACAUGUCGAGGAAUGGUAUCAUAGACGACUCGCCCUUCUCAACGAUGGCUCUAUGGAUGGCAUCAAGAAUAUGAUAAUACCUUUAAGGCCAGCCGGGUUCGACUUAGCACAGAACAGUGGGGCUGAGGGUGAGAACCUCGAAUCGAACAAGCGCAAGUGGAAUUCAUCAUGCUGGGAACGCCCUGAAAAGACCGAAGCCUUCGCAUGGACUAAAAAACAGAAACUUUGCGUGAGCUAA